Molecule: messenger RNA, 2901 nt
Organism: Lotus japonicus
Lineage: Eukaryota; Viridiplantae; Streptophyta; Magnoliopsida; Fabales; Fabaceae
Exons: 18
Coding region: 380-2434 (684 amino acids)
Biological process (GO): 7-methylguanosine mRNA capping; protein dephosphorylation; DNA repair
Molecular function (GO): mRNA 5'-triphosphate monophosphatase activity; ATP binding; DNA ligase (ATP) activity
Source: RefSeq, a predicted model, not a curated record
UCGUGGAUUAAUAAAACAAAGCAAACAAACCCAAAAACACAAACCUCACUUCUCUUUCUCUCUCUAACUAACAACCAACAAACUUUCUCUGUCUAGGGUUUCGAACACGAGCUCGCUCUCACUCUCGCUGUGCUCACCACAAUCCUAGGGCUCCUCUUUCACCCUUCGCGAUCGACGAAGCUUCAAUUGCCCUAGUUUCCUCUUCGAUUCAGCCUCGUUCGUCUGCUGAGGUUUGCUAAUUGCGAUUCUUCCGCUCUUGCUUUUGCUGAUUCUCAAGAUUAUCGUGCAGAAAGGAUUGUAGUGAUCAGUGGCAAGCUAGAAGUAGUUGUUAGGGUUAUUGGGAUUUUUAAGGUGGCGGGCGAAUGUUGCUUGAUGCUUGAUGAUAGUCGCAAUGGACUUGAAUGCCUCGCCGGUCCCUGAGGAAGAUGAAGAUACUUUUGAGGAGAGGAUACAUGUCGAGGAGUUUACUGCACCCGAAGAGCGCAUUGAAUCUGGAGCUGAUAUAGCACGCCGGGAGCGUGAAGAAAGAAAGAGACGGUUGAAGCGAGAACGUUCAGAUGACAGACCCAUGCAAGUAUCUCAGUCAACCGGAUAUGAUCCGCCAUUUCAUACUAAGAUCCUUAAACAAUAUGAUACAAGUAGACUUCCUCCGGGAUGGUUGGAUUGUCCUUCAUUUGGCCAGGAAAUUUGUUUCAUGAUACCUUCCAAGGUUCCACUUGGUGAAGCAUACAAUGAUUGUGUUGCUCCUGGUAAAAGAUACUCAUUUAAACAAGUGAUACACAACCAGAGAGUUUUAGGCAGAAAACUUGGUCUUGUGAUUGAUUUGACGAAUACCUCCCGAUACUAUCCAGUCACAGAUUUAAAGAAAGAGGGCAUCAAGCAUGUUAAGAUUCAAUGCAGGGGGAGGGAUUCUGUACCUGAUAAUUUAUCUGUGAACAAGUUCGUAUAUGAGGUUAUUCAAUUUAUGUCGCGCCAAAAACACGCGAAGAAGUAUAUACUUGUUCAUUGUACACAUGGGCAUAAUCGUACAGGAUACAUGAUCAUCCAUUAUCUCAUGCGUGCUACAUCAAUGUCUGUUACUCAGGCAAUAAAAAAUUUUUCUGAUGCACGCCCUCCGGGAAUCUAUAAACCUGAUUAUAUUGAGGCAUUGUAUACAUUUUAUCAUGAAAAAAAGCCUGAAAUGGUAGUUUGUCCUCCUACUCCGGAGUGGAAAAGAUCUUCUGAAUUUGAUCUCAAUGGUGAGGCAGUUCCAGAUGAUGAUGAUGAUGGAAUACCAGGCCCUGAUUUGCAGGAGACACAUGAGACAGACGCACGAAUGACAAAUGAUGAUGUUUUAGGAGAUGAGAUACCUGCUGAUCAGCAAGAUGCACUUCGACAGUUCUGUUAUCAAACACUUAAAUUGGGUGCUGGGGCCAGAGGACAUACACAAUUUCCAGGUUCACACCCAGUUUCUCUCAACAGGGAUAAUUUGCAGUUGUUACGACAACGCUAUUAUUAUGCAACAUGGAAGGCUGAUGGUACACGAUAUAUGAUGCUAAUAACAUUGGAUGGGUGUUUCUUGAUAGAUAGAAAUUUUAAUUUUCGAAGGGUCCAGAUGAGAUUUCCUUGCAGGAGUACAAAUGAUGGCUUGGGCGAGAAGACCCACCAAUUCACAUUACUUGAUGGUGAGAUGGUUAUUGAUACCUUGCCAGAUUCACAGAAGCAGGAGAGAAGAUACCUUAUAUAUGAUAUGAUGGCAAUCAACCACGUAUCAAUAAUAGAGCGACCCUUCUAUGAACGGUGGAAGAUGCUUGAGAAGGAAGUGAUUGAACCUAGGAACCAUGAACGACACAGUAUAUACCAGAGCAGAAAUCCUUACUAUAGAUAUGACUUGGAACCAUUCAGGGUGAGGAGGAAAGAUUUUUGGUUGCUCUCUACUGUCACAAAGCUUUUAAAGGAAUUCAUAAAAAGACUCUCGCAUGAGGCAGAUGGUCUUAUAUUUCAGGGUUGGGACGAUCCAUAUGUACCACGCACUCAUGAAGGACUCUUAAAGUGGAAAUAUGCUAAUUUGAAUUCAGUUGAUUUUCUAUUUGAGGUUGAUGGUGAUCGUGAGCUACUUUUUCUCUAUGAGCGUGGAAAGAAGAAACUCAUGGACGGAAAUAGGGUUACAUUCGGAGAUGACUCAGAUCCCUCAGUUUAUGCUGGAAAGAUCAUAGAGUGUUCCUGGGAUUUUGAUGAACUGGAAUGGAAAUUCUUGCGAGUCAGGACAGAUAAAUCAACUCCAAAUGAGUUUAAUACAUACAAGAAGGUGAUGCGAAGCAUAAGAGACAACAUUACGGAGGAGGACUUAUUGAAUGAAAUAGAUGAGAUAAUCCGGCUGCCUAUGUAUGCUGACAGGAUAAGAAUGGAUAGUAAAGCAACUCAGCAUGCAAAUGCUGCAAGACGUAAGCAAUGAUUGGUGGUGGUGGUUAGAUAGGAACUUAUGCUCACAAGUGAGAACAAGAUCAAAUGUAUCCAGUGAUGUCUGGCUCUGAGAUUUAUUGGAAUUUGUUUAGGAUUUGGCUAUGUAUUACUAUUUAGCCAUUAACCGAAGGUUGCUUCUAUUAUGUAAUUAUUAGUUCUUGCGGUAAUUGCUGCUGAGUUGUGUGAUGCAGGUGGUACCGCACAAAUUCCGGCCUGAAUCCAUUUCCUAUGGUUGUCCAGAUCAAGAGAGUUAGGUUUAGGAUCUCAAUGUAUAUUAUCAUUUUUCUUUUUUUAAUUAGUGAUUAAAAGUUAUUCAAAGGGAGCUUUUCUUGAUGUCAAAGUUCCCUUGCAUUGGCUAGAAUUUCCCGAAUGUGAAUAUUCAUGUAGAACUAACCAGUCUUCCGCUCUCUUUUCAUGUUUUAUUUUCCAAUCACUCAAUCAUAUUCAUAUUUUAGUUAA